Molecule: messenger RNA, 2441 nt
Organism: Aethina tumida (small hive beetle)
Lineage: Eukaryota; Metazoa; Arthropoda; Insecta; Coleoptera; Nitidulidae
Exons: 5
Coding region: 150-2330 (726 amino acids)
Source: RefSeq, a predicted model, not a curated record
UUUUUCUUGACAAGAAGCGGCGACUGAUUAAGAAACCGGGAUACCGGUGUUUGGUGCGAAUUGUUGUGCGAGGACUACUUUUUGUGUUUUUUGAGUAUAGACUGUGCUUAUUACUGGUCCCAGAUAUACAUAUUUUUAAAAUCACAAUAAUGGAGCUUCUAAAGGUGCUCCUAAUAAUUUCCCUCGCUUCAUUUACCUCACAAAGCGAAAAGGCACCAGUUUCGGUAACCCGAACCGAAAUCAAGGUGUCCAGAAGCUUGAACCCCGAAGACACCCAGACGUUAAACGUCAUGACACGGGAUGGCAGCGUGGCCCAAUUAAUAGUUAAAAGACGAGACGCGAAAUCUAGACAAACAGUUCGGAGAACGGAAAACGAGAAAACCGAUCAGAAAGUGGAUGAACAGGAAAAUCAGCCUCAAUACGGGAGGGCAAUAUACACGAACUGGGUACCAUUGUCCAACUCGUUGUAUUACAAACCUAAAAUCAUCACAUUGGACACGAUCGCAUUGGUGAGAAAUGCCACGGAAGGGAAAUUGUUCAACAACAAUUUGGGCAACGUCAUUGACAGCGAUAGGUUACCACAUGUUCCAAAGCCAGUAACUAUCACAUCUGAAGAAGUGUUCGUCAAAAAUGCGGACAAGAAACGCGGUAGGUCCGUAAUGAAAGUCGACAGCGAUGGAAUUCCAGUAAUCCAUGGCGUACGAGUCCCUGAUGAUGAGAGUGACAAGAAGACAUGGAGAAAUGCCCGAGUCAUCAACGGUGAAUUAGUGCCGUAUGAAGAAGGAUAUAAACCACCAGCGGCCGUGCCAGUGGGGCAACUCGUUUACGCCAGUCAGAUAACAAAAACUAAGGACGAACCAAGAUCCAUGGGACCGUACAGUAAAGAAGACAACUUUAAACCUGAAAAACCUAAAGAGGGCCCAAUCGGACCUUUCAGUGUUAAAGACAAUUUAUCACAGAACACAAAUGGUGGAUAUGAAGAGCCUAAAAAGGAUUACGUCAAGUUCUCGUCGAGUGGCACUGGUCCCUACACCAAAGCUGACAACGCCAGACUUUCUGGAGGAAAGCUAAUUGAUUACAUCAAGGAAAUCAACGCUAAAGAAUCCAAGAAGGAUUACUUUACUAGAAGAAAGUACAGGUCUUACGAAGGCGACAACAGCCAGCAAAUGCAACGUAGGAUGCUGCAAUAUCCUGGCCAAGCAAGCUAUCCAAACUCGGCAUUAUAUACUCCACAAAGCACCAAACUUAGUCCUGUAACUUUUAACGAAGGUGUCCGUACGCCAGUGCUGCAAUACGCCCACCCAGAACUAGGCGUACAACCUGCCAAAGCGAGUCCUGAAGAAGAUGAAUACAUGAAAAACAACUACGAGGAUUCCUAUGCCAGUUACGAUAACGUCAAUUCCGGCAGGCAACAACAGUAUUACGGAAACAGUGUGGAAUAUUACAAAAAAGAUUACACAAAUUAUCCUUACAAUACGUAUUAUAUUAAACCACAAACAGAACGACCAUUGUGGAUAAAAAUAACUGACAGCAUCAAGGACAACGUGCAAAGCGGAUUUGAAAGAAUGCAACAAUUGACGAGGCCAGUGUUCGAACCCAUUGUCGAAGCUACCCAUAAAAUCUCCCACAAUUUAGGAUUCUCCAAAGGGGAAUCGCCGCAAAGGGCUCAGGAUAAAGUUGGGUUUGUCGCUCCGAUGGGUGGAUCGGUUAUUUUACCAGCGCUGGGAUUGGUUGCAGGAGGUGCUGCUUUAGAAUUGAUUGUUUUAGGUUUGGGAGCUGCCGCAGUGGGCAGGUUCUUGAGUCCUGAAGAAAUGCGAUCCUUACAACACGCGAAACAGAACGACAUUGUGUUUAUUAUGGAGGAUUCUAAAAAUCAAGGCUCGCAUAAAAGGCUGAGGAGGAGUUCGGAGGAAAACCAGUUCUAUUUGGAAAAAAUAAUUGCAAGUAUCGAAAAUGAUAUGAUUCAAGAAGCCAACAGGCAAGAACAGAAUCAUAAACGAGUGAGAAGGAAUACUGAAGACGAAUAUUACAUGCAGGAAUUAGAGAAGAAUGUGGAAAGGGAUGCUAGCUUAAAAAGUUUAUCGGCCACUCAUUAUUGGUCAGACACUCCUUGUUCCAAGAGGAUAUUCUGUGAGGUCAUGAUCCGACAGAACUCUGACGAGGUUGUUUUAAUGGAGAAGAAAAUGGAUACUUUAUUAACAAAUAUCCACCCUGAUGUGGCUAAUGCAGUAUCUCACCACUUGCAAGACGUAAUGGAUGCCAUCAAGCAAAGAAGUUGCAAUCAGUACUUCUGCCAAAAGAAUAUACCAUAUUAUGCUCCAGCUGCUUAAAACCUUAGAGCGACGUGGAAAAAAUUAUUUAUAUAUUGGUCGAUUUGCGUCUUUCUUUAGAGAGAUGUUAAGACUAAGCUAGUCCAGAAAAUAAAUUAUAUAUUUUUUCAA